CUAAUCUUCAGCCAAUCUGAAAUACCUGACUUUUCACUGUCAUACAGGGUACUAAGAGAUCUAGACAGUAAUUUCAAGUCUUUGGUCUACAAGAUCAUACAAGGAAAGUUGCCGAACAUGACUCUUCCGUCACCUCAAGCUUCCGAAGGAAACACAAAUGCAAGGCGAGCAUCGGAAGAGACGAGAAAGCUUCGCUCUGCAUGUAACGCAUGCCAUGGUGCAAAGGUCCGAUGUAGUGGCGGUAUGCCAUGCUCAAGAUGCGCGAGGGAUGGUAUGGAGUGCCGCUACAGUUAUCGAGCAAAGCUGGGGAAGCCAAAGGGGAGCGUCAAUAAGAAGACUCUGGAAAGGUUAAAAAGAAUGAGAGAAGAACAAGGAUCGUCUGAGGCACAGUCGAUACAAGUGCCGACACCCCAGACCGCUAGCGAUUGCGCAAUUCAGGGCAGAAAUUGCUCUCCGUCUUCAACUCAACCUAUCACCACAAUUUCCUCCACGAUCUCGCCGCCUGCAGCAGAUCUGUCUUCACUUCAGCCGGUGGAGAGAACGGAUUCCGAUAAACCUUCUAUAUUUCCACUAGACACACCGCCCUAUCAGAUGCCUCUCGAUCCGCUCUUAGACUUUGGGGGAUCCACGGCAGAUGAUUUUGAAUUUCUCAACCAUCAGCAGGACCAUUCGGAAAUUCCGGAAUUGACAGGAGCUGGACUCGAUACUCAAUACCUUAAUUUUGAUAUAGAAAGCACACAAUCAUGCCAUGAGGAUGGCGAAGACGAGCAGGGACAGCUACACACGUCUCAGGAUUCCUCGCCAUGGCUAUCACCAUCUGUCAGCAAUUAUCAACUCCCAAUGGAUCGACAACCCCAGCGCGGAAAAAGUUUGGGCAGGGAGCUAAUAUCGCCUCAACCACUUUUCUAUCAACAAAAUGAAGCGGCAGUUGCAUCAUGCAAUUGCUUUCACCGUCUCUCCGACCAUCUUUGUCAUCUACAAACCAUUUCUGGUCUUGAUCGUGUCGUUAGACUCGAUACUGUCCUAAUUCUCUCGCAGCAGGUACUCCCUUCGAUAUCGCGCUUCCUCCACUGCAGCUUCUGUUGUUCCAAUACCCAAGGUUUCUUUUUAACCUCGAUGCUUCUCUCGAAGCUGUUUGAGCUAUAUAUUACCUCGUCUGCUCCCUGUCAGGAACCCAUCUCGCAACUUGACAUCCGACUUGGAAACUAUCAACCCUCCUGUCAGCUUGCAACUAGUAUCAAGUGCCUUCUUAUCCGACACCACUUGAGAGAUGUAAAGUCCAUUGUCGAAAGCUUUGACCAGAGGGCAAAUCGGUCGUCAGGGAAUGAAGCGGAUAGUGAGUAUCUCAAACUUCAAGUAAGGAAAUUUAAACAAGAGGUAGUAAAAUUAGAAAAGCAAACCGGGGGCUCAGGAGGUAUAGACUGUUUGAAACAGAAUAGUAUACCUUUUUAAAAGUUUUCAUUGAUCGAUCAAAUUGCUCUGGAAGCAAAAAUAAACAAAUUACGAUUC
Xylona heveae TC161 is the source of this 1509-nucleotide messenger RNA. RefSeq lists its product as hypothetical. The transcript has 4 exons. Lineage: Eukaryota; Fungi; Ascomycota; Xylonomycetes; Xylonales; Xylonaceae. Gene Ontology annotation, molecular function: DNA-binding transcription factor activity, RNA polymerase II-specific; zinc ion binding; sequence-specific DNA binding. Gene Ontology annotation, cellular component: nucleus. Gene Ontology annotation, biological process: positive regulation of transcription by RNA polymerase II. The coding region runs from base 118 to 1452 and encodes 444 amino acids. The record is from RefSeq and is a predicted model, not a curated record.